AUGGCUCAGGAUGAUGACCCCACGCGCGACUCUGCGCCCGACCUGCAAAUCCUUGGAGAUCAGAUCACCCUUCAGCCAAGAAGCUAUGUCGAAGCGCGACGCGAUGGCGACCACGAGGAAGCCCUUAUGCAUAACAUGGCUCGCUUCCGCUCCGAGCCUUUGCAGUUCCUCCGCGAAGUCUCCCUCUACGUUUCGGGCAUGGGCUGGCGAGCCUACGAUAAAGUCAUCGGACAGCCCAUUUUCUAUUCCGGUUUCUCCGAACACAUGAAGAACUCUGUCGUAUCCGCACCCCUGUUGCAGGCUAGAAUAUCCCACCUGGCCGACAGGCGUCUGGAACUUGAAGAGAAGGAAGGUUGGCUGAGAAAAGACGAUAAGGACUUCGCGGGCAUGAAGGCACACAGACGGGCGGUUGUCGAGGAGGGGAUACAGGCCGUGGCCGAGAAGAUGACCAACGAUAUGAUAUGCAAGUUUGAGAGCAAAACAUUCAUCAGGGGAGCCUAUUACAUGGUCACACAGUUGCUCACACGAGCCUAUCAUCAAGGCAUACAUGUUUCGAGCGAAGAGGUGUUACGGCUGAGAAAGGUUGCCGAGGAGGCGGAGAGAAAGAAGCAGAGCAUCAUCUUUCUGCCCUCACAUCGGUCACACGUCGAUUACGUCUCAAUGCAACUGAUUUGUUACCGCUUGGGCUUGGCUUUACCUGUCGUUGUUGCCGGUGAUAACUUGAACUUCCCAGUGGUUGGAAACUUUCUACAGCAUGCUGGCGCCAUGUGGAUUCGACGGUCGUUCGGAAACGACACCCUGUACACGACCCUUGUACAAGCAUACAUAGACACAUUACUCCAGGGAGGUUACAAUUUCGAGUGCUUCAUAGAAGGCGGUCGGUCACGGACGGGAAAGCUAUUGUCUCCCAAGUUUGGUAUACUGAGCUUCAUCCUCGAUAGUCUUCUGUCAGGCCGAGUCGAGGAUGCCAUAAUCUGUCCAGUCAGCACGCAGUACGACAAGGUCAUCGAGACCGAAGGUUACGUUACGGAGCUUCUGGGUGUUCCCAAGAAGAAGGAGAAUUUGGCCGAUUUUCUCAAAGGGUCCUCCGUCUUGUCUUUGAAGUUGGGCCGGGUUGAUGUCCGUUUCCACGAACCGUGGAGUUUGCGAGGAUACAUCGACGAGCAACUGACGAAGCUGACCAAGUCGCCCGAAAGCUUGAGCAUGAACACGAAGACAGCAGAGAAUGCUGCUAUAAAGCAAAAACUGCUGCGUACGAUGGGCUACAAGGUUCUUUCCGACAUCAACGAUGUGUCUGUGGUCAUGCCUACAGCUUUGAUCGGAACCGUGCUCCUUACCCUCAGGGGUCGCGGUGUGGGCAUGUCAGAGCUACUGCGCCGGAUCGAAUGGUUGACCGCGCGGGUAGGGGCCAAAGGUGGCCGUGUGGCUCAUUUCGGUAACGCCCCUCUCGCCGAUGUCGUCGAAAGGGGUCUGGAUGUGCUUGGGAAAGACCUUGUGGGCAGCAUAGAGGGUCUCGCUGAACCGACAUAUUACGCUGUCGACCGGUUCCAGCUUUCGUUUUAUCGCAACAUGACCAUUCACCUCUUCAUUUCCGAGGCGUUGGUCAGUGCCAGCAUGUAUACACGGGUCAAGCAAGGCGGCGGUCCUGCAAACCAGGAGAUAUCAUACACAGCGCUACGAGACCAGGUGCUGUUCCUUUCGUCGCUCUUCCGUGGGGAGUUCAUCUUCCCCAGCGAUGGUCUAGCGGUGAACCUGGAAAAGACCCUGAUUGGGCUGGAGAACGACCGGGUGAUCAAACUCCAGAGAGACGAAAAGGGGACCAUCUACAGCAUCGGACUGGCGGAGGAGGAGCGCAUUGCUGGCAGAGAAAACUACGACUUUUACUGUUUCUUGAUUUGGCCGUUUAUCGAGUCAAGCUGGCUGAGCGCUGUGUCGCUGAUGGGACUCACGCCUCCACUGGGCCACAACGACGAUGUCUGGAUCGAGGUGGCCAAGGCACAGAACACGGCGCAGUUGCUCGGCAAGACGCUCUACCACCAGGGCGACCUCAGCUACUUCGAAGCAGUAAACAAGGAGACACUCAAAAACUCAUACACACGGUUCGAGGAGGAAGGCAUCAUCUACGCCGUUAAACCCAAGGACAAAAAGGCGCCGCCCCGCCUGCGGCUGUCGCCGGAGUGGAUGCCGUCCCGCGACCCGAGGUCGGGCGCGCUGCGAGCCGAGGGCAAGCUGUGGGACUUCAUCGAGCACAUCUCGUCGAGCCGGCGCGAGGGCAAGAACAGACGCGACGGCGCCACAGUCAGCACGCGGGUGCUAAGGCUCGCGGACGUCCUUGGGGGUGGGCUGUAUGAAGAGGCGGCCGCGCCGGGGGGCGAGAGUAGGAUGGAUGUCGGGGUGGCGGAGGAGAUGAAGGUCGUGCUGAAGGCGGAGAGGAGGAGGCGGAAGCUGGAGGGGCGGGCGCAAUUGUGA
This is a messenger RNA of Anthostomella pinea, 2469 nucleotides long. NCBI's taxonomy places the organism in Eukaryota, Fungi, Ascomycota, Sordariomycetes, Xylariales, Xylariaceae. The record is from the annotation of a GenBank genome assembly.